AUGAACUGUGCUGUUGUUAACUACCCAGACAGUGUGUUCUUGGUUGCUUUGGCAGGACAAGAAGAUUACCGGUCUCUUUUCAAUUGUCAAUGGGAAGGGAUCUCUGGACUGACAUUAGCUAACUCAGUGCUAAAGAGCUUUCUCUGCUAGGGUCAUGCUUGGGGUCAUUGUAAGUACCUGUACAGGAGACAGAUUUGCUGAUGUCACAGGGCUAGGCAGAGCAAGGAGCCCAGCCUACAGCGAGAGCAGCCAGGACUACUAAUCUGUUUCUAUGGACACUGGGGAAAUGACAGGCUUUUUAGAGGAGACAUCACUGCUCAAAGGAGAGGAGAGAAAAUCGACUAAAGGCAAAGCCCCUCCCCCACCUGCAGCCAAGGGCCUGAACGGCCAGAGACUGUCCCUGGGAUUUCUGGGAAGCCCGCUCUCCGCCAUGGACCAGAAGGAGAACCUCAAUGACAAAGACCUGGACCUGACCGUGGUGCUGCCUGGAGGAGUGGAGAAAAUGGCCACGGUGCCUGGGAGCAAGCCGAUGAUGGACCUGCUGGUCAUGUUGUGUGCAAAGUACCACCUGAACCCAUCCGGGCACACCAUCGAGCUCGUCUCCACAAACCGAAACCACAUCAAGUUCAAGCCCAACGCUUUGAUAGGAACCCUGGAGGCCGAGAAGAUCCUACUGAAGCCCAAGGGAGUGGACGAGAAGAGCAAGAAGAUGCCGCAAAUGCCUGAGGCUACCGUCCGCCUUGUCAUAAACUACAAGAAAACACAGAAGACAAUUCUAAGAGUCAACCCUCGAGUCCCCCUUGAAGAGCUCAUGCCUGCAGUUUGUGAAAAAUGUGAAUUUGACAAAAAGACCUCUUUUUUAUUGCGAGAUUUCCGGUCAGAAGAGCCUCUGGACUUGACGAAAUGCCUCAAUGACUUUGGCUUGAGGGAGGUCUAUGCAAGGGAUACUAAAAGUGUUAACUCGCCAGAAUUUCCAUCCUCACCAAUAUAUGAAGGCAAUCGAAGUCCAUCAUACAAAAGCAGAUCUUUCAAGGAGAAGGAAAACAAAGGAUUGUUCAGCAUGUUUCGAAGAAGUAAGAAGAAGUCGGGCCAGGCGGUGAGCAUGAGUGCGCCCACGUCCCCGGUCCUGAGCAAGCCGAGGCCGAUGAGCAUGCCUCUGCUUGGUGCCAGUGCGUCUGUGUACAACUCAAACGCCACGCUCUCCGACGUGCCAAAGAAGAGACGGGCUCCCCUGCCGCCCACUAUGGUGCUACAGAGGUCCAUGUCCAACACCAGCGAUCCCCAGACAAACUCCCCAAAUGAGUCCUUCACUGAUGGAGAACGAGUGGUGUCUGGGUUCCGUCGAGCGUCCUCCAAGAGGAAGGCACCACCGCCCCCUCCCUCACCCUCUGCCAUUUCCAAUCAAGACGUAUUCCUGGAGGACGGGAGUAUUAAAGCUGGAUCAGUGCCCCACAGUCCACUGGAGCAGAUCAGUGAGCAGGAAGAAAUGGUGGUCUCAACCGCCCCUGACCCCAGCGCUGCGGCCGAUGUCCAGAUGGACGACACAAGCCCCGACGCCUCUACCGACAUCCAAAUGGAUUCUGGGAUUACGGAGCUUCCCCCGCCUCCGUCGGACUUCAAGGCAGAGAGUUUGCCACCACCGCUGGAUGGCACAGGGGAAGAUCAAUUAAAUGAUCUGUCCUCAGAUGGCAAACCAGCACAGGACCCUGUGAGUGACAAGGAAUGCACUGAACAAGCGCUGAACUCUGUGGAAGUUGAACUGGAACACGGAGAUUCAGCAGGCACUGAUUUAAGCCCACCAGCUGAAGUGGAGCAGACCGUCCAUUUGGAAGAGGGCGCUUCAGUACUAGUUGAUGACAAAGAGAAAAGUGACUCUGGAGCAUGCACAGCUCCGAGCACGCCGGAAAUCCCUGCCCCCCCUGUCCCACAGCCCCUGACCCAGGACGCAGAGACACUGACCUCGGACGGGCAGAGCGUCAAAGCUCCUCAGGAGUGUGCGGAGACAGUCGACGGUCCGACCUCUCUGGCAGGAGACGUUUCUCCGGCCCAGCCCGUCGUCCAGCCGCCCCAAUGCCGGGAAGCCUCGUCCCCCACCGAAGCGGCCCAACCCAAGAGGGACAUGUCCACCUCCACGGAGGAGCUCCCCCAGGGCGAAGCUUCUCCCACGUUACCUCAGGAACCCAAGAAUCAACCCAUAUAUCUCCUGGACUACGCCCCUAAACCCAAGCCUUCCAACGAGCUCACCAGAGAAUACAUCCCCAAGGUGGGCCUCACGACCUACACCAUCGUGCCCCAGAAGUCCAUGGAGAAGCUCCGCUUCUACGAGGUGGAGCUGACCCUGGAGCCCCCAGGCUCCGUCCCCGGGCAGAUAGUCGCCGUAGGGCCGGAGCACUGUCUGGCAGGGGUCCCCGCCGAACAGCUGGAGCUCCGCAACCCUACGUUCAGGGUGGGGUCUCCGUUGAGCAACGGGAGGGCUGAAGCUAGCCGCUGCUACGCGUUUCCCGGUCAGCCGGUUUCCAUGCCCGCCCAACAGUAUUCACCACCCGCCCAACCUUAUUCCCCGCCCGCCCAACCGUAUUCCCCGCCCGCCCAACCGUAUUCCCCGCCCGCCCAUCCGUAUUCACCACCCGCCCAUCCGUAUUCCCCGCCCGCCCAUCCGUAUUCACCACCUGCCCAUCCGUAUUCACCGCCCGCCCAACCUUAUUCCCCGUCCGCCCAACAGUAUUCCCCUCCCGCUCAAACAUAUUCCCCGCCCGCCGACGGCAAGCCCCUGUCCCGCCGUUCCUGGGCGGCUGCUGCGGCAGGGGUCCUGCAGAAGAAAGUCCCUCCGCCGACCAAACCCAAGCCGGGGUCUUUCCGCUUGUCGCUGCAGAAAAGGACCUCCGGGUAUGUCACGUCGGCAGCCGUGAAGAGCGCCAACGUCGGUCACGCAAGCGGGAGGACCGAGGUGGCGACGCGGCCGGACGUGGGACGGCCUGCUGAGGCUUCGGAGGAGGAAAACUUCCCCCCUCCCCCUCCCCCCUUGCUCUGGACGGAGGAGGUGGUCACCGGUCGGGACCAGCCAAGGCCUCGGGAAGAGAAAGUGGAUGGCCCUGCAGCAUCCGGUCUCCACGGUCCCGCUGCCAAUCUUGACGGCCCUGCCCCCAGGCCAAAUGACUCCACCCAUAACGUCGAUGGCCCUGCCCCUAAGCCUGCUGACCCCACCCCUAAUGUCACUAUCCCUGUCCCUAAGCCUGCUGACCCCUCCCCCAGUAUCACUGUCCCUGCCCCUAAGCCUGCUGACUCCACCCCCACUGUCAACGCUCUUGCCGCUGGGCCUGCUGACCCCACCCCCAAUAUCACUGUCCCUGCCCCUAAGUCUGCUGAUCCCACCCCCAGUGUCAGUGCCCCUACCCCCAGUGCCUCAGGCUCCCCCCCCAAACUCACUCGGCAGUACAGUCUGCCUGCCAGGGACCCGGCGGUGGGGCUGAGUCUGGAGAGGCUGAGGAGCUUUCUGGCCCCCAAGCCGUACAAGCCCGCCUCGCAGUCGCGCUUUGCCAAGGCCGUGUCUACCGCCAUCAGGAGGUCCCACUCCUUUAAUAAAGCCUCCAGCGCCGACCCACAGCCUGCCGAACCGCUGCCAGCCUCCCCGCUGGCCAACCAGUACUCCAUCCAAGAGCUGGCGGAACCAUCCAGAAGUCCGGAGAAGGAGGCGCGGGAGAGAGAGGAGGGCAUGAUGCCGGUGCCCCAGCAGGAGGAACAGCCUGACUGCGGAACGAGCGCCGCCGUGCCCUCAAAGACCCCCGGCGAGAGCGACCGAGGGGCGACCCCGGAUGCCCCCGCAGAUGCCAACUCCCCCCUGAGACCAGAGAGCGGUUUGCCAUCGGUGGCUGAUCCUUUGCCUCCAUUGUCUGUGAAUGGAGCACCAACGGAGAUUUAGCCAACACAAGCUGAAUAGAGAUAUUCAUCUUCUCCUGUCACAUGACCUGGGUAGACCCUCAAGAAAAGGCAGUUCACCAGGUUCAACACACAGGAGACUUUUCUUUUUGUUUAUUAAAUUGAAAAAGUUUAUAAAGAGUUUCCUGGCCCCUUUUUGAGAUUACUUUUUUUCCAAGUAAUUAUAUAUCAAUAUUUUGAGACUAAUUAUGUAUCAUAAUAUAUUUCAGUUUAUUAAUAUCAGACCUUUUUGGGGUUGCUGGUUUUAUAAUGGUUACAUGAAUUAUGUAAAUGUUCAGAUUGAAAUGGUCUGUCUUAAGUUGCCUUAAUGUAUUUUUCUGGUUUCGUUAAAUUAUUAGUAUUGAAAUUAAGUUGUAAUUUUCAUCCAGAAAUAAAAAAUAUAUAUAUAUUUACAAUAAGUCUAUUCGGACUUACUUGAAGCUAUGGUACUUAAAAUGUGUUCUUCCAUCAAUUUUAUUUUUAUUUGAUUUGUUUGUUUUAUAUUUUAUCUAAACAAAUCUGUCACCCAGACGGUCACUGGAACAUGUAAACACUACAAGCAGUGUUGCUAUAUAUCUGUCAAGACUUCUGCUGCAAACAAUUUAUAGAAUGGAAGUUGUUUUUGUGUACAUUGAUAUUAAACAAUCAGUUUGACGGA
Molecule: messenger RNA, 4573 nt
Organism: Conger conger (European conger)
Lineage: Eukaryota; Metazoa; Chordata; Actinopteri; Anguilliformes; Congridae
Gene: cobll1b
Product: cordon-bleu WH2 repeat protein-like 1b
Exons: 13
Coding region: 272-3919 (1215 amino acids)
Molecular function (GO): actin monomer binding
Source: RefSeq, a predicted model, not a curated record